Acromyrmex echinatior (Panamanian leafcutter ant) is the source of this 2230-nucleotide messenger RNA. It is a transcript of the gene Mettl3, whose product is annotated as methyltransferase like 3. NCBI's taxonomy places the organism in Eukaryota, Metazoa, Arthropoda, Insecta, Hymenoptera, Formicidae. The record is from RefSeq and is a predicted model, not a curated record. Gene Ontology annotation, biological process: RNA methylation; mRNA modification. Gene Ontology annotation, molecular function: mRNA m(6)A methyltransferase activity. Gene Ontology annotation, cellular component: RNA N6-methyladenosine methyltransferase complex; nucleus.
AGAGCAUGCUCGAGCUCGUGACACUUUUGUCGCUGUUUUUGUCGAUAUGAUAGGUUUACUAACCUGUAAUCGUCAACUUUAACGAUUAAUAUCUCAGUUCGCGAGCCAGAGAAAGUUUUUUCUACCAGAUUCAGUCAUUUCAUACAAAAAUAUGUCGAAUGACUAAUUUUAUCAGUACCGGACAUAAGGUAGCUCAACUCGAUUAUUACCUAGGCUGUGAUUCAAUUCAUGUUGACAAUGCUGAUCGGCUCAUGAGUAUCGUUUGUCUUCGUUUAACAUUUUUUUAAUAAACAACAAGGAUGAAAUGAUUUUUAAGCGUGUGAACGUGAAUCGGACCUAGAUGCCUCAUCUAACCCGCAGCCGUUUUUUUUUGUAUGUCAAAAAAUUUAUGUAUGUAUUUUUACGCACAAUCUUCUUGAGCCAUGUCAGACGCUUUUGAAGAAAUACAAGCGAUUAAGAUAAAGAGAAACAGUUAUCGUGAGAAACUACAGAAGAGGAAACGUGAGAGACAUGAAUUGUAUACCCUCACUUCUACGCCGGCUUCAUCCACCCUGACAGCAGAGUCGGCGUGUCCUGAUUCUAAUGCAUCUUCACGUUCGGAUCACAGUGAAUAUGAAAGAGACGUACUUUGUAUCUUACACGAGUCCUUACCUAAUCUACCGAUAACAUCCGCAGACUUGAUAGACCAGCUACGUAAAAAUCUUAAUGCCGAUGUAUCUUCUUCAGAUAUCCACAAGAUUCUGGAGAAGCUGGCUGCACAAGAUAUAGUUAAGAUCAAAGAAGUUACAGAGAAUGGAGUAUUUGGAUAUACAGUGUUGUCGGUAACAGAAUCCCAAUCGUCAUGUCAAUCUCAGUCUGAUGACACAGAGAAUGCCGAAAGCAUAGAAAUGUCUAUGUCUGAAUUAAAUGACCAUGUGCCUCCAGAGAAACAAGCGAAAGUUGACAAGAAAAAUACCGAGGAUAUCAUGUCUCUAAUUUCGAUGCCGACGAUUAGAGAAAAGGAGAGCAAGAAGGUCGGUGAACAGAUCCUGGAUCUACUGUCAAAGCAGACUUCCAAAGAGAAAUCGCUGGCAGAACGAUUUCGCUCUCAGGGAGGAGCUCAAGUUAUGGAAUUCUGUCCACAUGGUACAAAAGUAGACUGUAUGAAAUUGAAUGGUGGUCCGGGAUUCGCGGAAAAAUGUAAAAAGCUGCAUUUUAAAAAGAUCAUACAGAGUCAUACAGAUGAAUCUUUGGGAGAUUGUAGUUUUCUCAAUACCUGCUUCCACAUGGACACAUGCAAAUAUGUUCAUUAUGAGGUAGAUGGUCCUACGGCACAACUAAAAGAAAUCAAUGACUCCGAUAGUUCGAGCAAUACCACAUCUAACAAGACGUUGAAUCUAGAUAGCAAAAAUGGUAGCAGUAGCAGUAGCAACUUUGCUGUGAUCAUGGCCGAUCCACCAUGGGACAUUCAUAUGGAGUUACCUUAUGGCACUAUGUCAGACGAUGAGAUGAGACAAUUGGGAAUCCCAGCACUUCAAGAUGAAGGACUCUUGUUUCUUUGGGUGACUGGCAGAGCUAUGGAGCUGGGAAGAGAGUGUCUGCAGCUAUGGGGUUAUGAGAGGGUUGACGAAAUCAUCUGGGUGAAGACUAAUCAAUUGCAAAGGAUAAUACGGACUGGUAGGACAGGUCAUUGGCUAAAUCAUGGCAAGGAACAUUGUCUGGUCGGCAUGAAGGGUAAUCCUCGUAUUAAUCGAGGAUUGGACAGUGAUGUGAUUGUCGCUGAGGUUCGUGCUACUAGUCACAAACCCGACGAGAUCUACGGCAUCAUCGAGCGAAUGAGUCCCGGUACCAGAAAAAUUGAAUUAUUUGGUCGGCCGCAUAAUGUACAACCCAACUGGAUUACGUUAGGCAACCAGGUGGAUGGUGUUCAUCUAAUUGAUCCGCAACUUAUUAAGGCCUUUAAAAAACGUUAUCCCGACGGAAACUCGAUGAAGCCUACCAAGCCAUAAAAUUUCCUUGUUCAAUAAAAGAUUAAACGGAGAUUAAUGAUGUAAUUAAAUUUCCAAAGAAUUUAAAAUGUUAAAUAUCAAUUUUAAGAAAAUUUAGAUCAAGUUUUUUAAAAAGAUGGUUUAUAUUUCUUCGCCUCUAUGAAGUACAAUAUUUGAAUUUGCUAAGUAUCCAUCGCGUUUUUGACAUUUUUUUAAGAGCUCGAUAAAUCGAUUAAAAUUUUUAUAAAUAGACAUCUAUCAAU